Molecule: messenger RNA, 186 nt
Organism: Peronospora matthiolae
Lineage: Eukaryota; Oomycota; Peronosporomycetes; Peronosporales; Peronosporaceae
Source: the annotation of a GenBank genome assembly
AUGCAUUACCACGAGAGCAGCAACUCGAAAGAGCAAGCUGCCACUGGUGUCAGUGCUCGUGCUGAAACUACUCAAGAGGCCAGGGACCGAAAUAUCCUGCGCCACGCUCCUCAAGUGGAGUGUCCGUAUAUGCCGUCAUCCAGAGAGUUGGACCGGUUGGCUGGUAUGACUACCGAACGGGAUUGA